Aspergillus candidus is the source of this 5161-nucleotide messenger RNA. Its product is annotated as Sec7 domain protein. The transcript is spliced from 2 exons. Gene Ontology annotation, molecular function: guanyl-nucleotide exchange factor activity. Bases 293 to 4675 code for a protein of 1460 amino acids. Gene Ontology annotation, biological process: regulation of ARF protein signal transduction. The record is from RefSeq and is a predicted model, not a curated record. NCBI's taxonomy places the organism in Eukaryota, Fungi, Ascomycota, Eurotiomycetes, Eurotiales, Aspergillaceae.
GCCCUAAUAAAUGAAAGAAAGACCACAAAGAAGUCGAACAGAACAAAGAGGCUUCACCAUACGCCUAAAACAGUCCCUCAUUAGGAGAACCGAGAAGGAAGCAAAAAAGAAACGGAAAUAAAAGAAACGAAACAAAAGACCAGAAGAAAAAGUCUCCCCAAAAAAUCGACCCAUUUGCCCUCCCUUGCACGGCAAAACAGUCCCUUACGCCAUGACCACCAGGUGACACAGACCCUACCACUUCUUCGCCCCUGGUUCGUUUGGCUGUCGGUUUUGACAUCCCAAGCCUCGGAUGACCUCCAUGAGUCCCCGGAUUACACGGUCACGCAGCGGCAGGAUGUCUCACCAACCCGUGGCCCUGCGUGCGAACUCCUCGCCCCCACGAACCCCUCCGUCUGCCAACGCCAUGCCGGUCAAACGAGCGCCCCAUCCGCGCCCUUCCGUGCGCGAAACCUUCUUGGACGACUUCAACCACACCGACCAGACCAACAGCAGCAAUGAGUCUGGAGACGAGCGCGAUCCGCACGAUCUGUCCCUGUCCCCCAAGCAUGCCGCCCGCACCUCCAUCGUCGACAAUAUGCUGCUCUCCUUGGACCAGUUCGCCACCUCCAAUCCCUCUGUCCUCGAUGACUACCGCUUGUUCAAUUCCGCCUUCGAGUCCGACAACGCCCACGGCCGCUCCUCGCAGGACUCUAUGGCCCCGCCGCGCCAUCGCGGCCAUACAUUUUCCUCCUCUCUGUCCUCCGAGGCCGACUUCCACUACGAUGACGCCGCCGGCCGCUACGGCGCUUCGCAGGGAAGGACCCGCCGGAGUACCAGUAGCUCCAACUAUCAGUCCAGCCUGCGGAGGUUUGGGAGUGCCCGGAGUCCCGACCACCGGCCCGCGCGCGGCCAAUUUGGCGACGGGCGAACCCCGACCGGCGUGGUUACCGCGAGCGGCCGUGCCCCCAGGAAGGGCAGCAAGGGGAGUACCACGUCCACGAUCGAUUUUGGCCCGUCCUUGUCGCGACGCCGGGCCGAGUCGGCGGACGAGAGGCGCUCCGCCAGCUUCGACUACGGCUCGCGACACCCCUUUGUCCCCUUCGUCGAGCCCACGACCGAGUAUCACUCGUUGGUCUACCGUGAUGAUGAUGACGACGACGACGAUGACGACGACGACGCCGCCCCCACGCCCAGUGUCCCCGCGGGCCCCCGGAAACACCUGGCGUCGUCGCACGGCGAGUAUGCCGCGGCCCCGACGCACCAGUCGUCACGCACCCCGAUCGUGUCGCGGAAGAACAGCGUGAAAUCCUCCAAGACCAACCCCGGCCGGAAGCCGCGCCCCGAGAACCUCGGCACCGCGACCAUGAAGGUCCGCACCCAGGGCCCGGCCGACCUCGAGGACCCCGACCUAGACCUGCCCCCGCCGAUCCCCGGCGCCUUCGACCCGCCCGCCCCAAGCCCCACGAUCUCCUUCAACAAGCCGACCUUCCCCGCCCCGCCGCCGCCCGAACCGGCCCCGGCCAAGGAACGCCAGGGCUUCUUCCGCCGGGUCUUCGGGUCGUCUAAGGCUUCCACCCCGGCCCCGUCGGAGACCACACCAUCUGAGGCCUCGUUCCCUGCGGGAGGCGACCCGAAAGGCAUCAGUGCACCGGGUCCCGAGGCGAAGACGUGGCGGCAGCCGUUGAAGGCUAACACUACGGGCGCCGGUCCCGCGCGCGAGGGUGCCCCGCAAGUGGUCAACAAGAAGCCCUCCUUCUUCCGUCGCCGCAAGAAGUCGGUCGCCGAGAGCACCCCGCCCCCCAUUGUGCUUCCGCAAGACCCCGGUCCGCGAACCACGGUGGACCCUCCGAAGCUCGACCGGAGCCCCGCGAGCAGUUUGCGGGAGGUGAUGAACCCAUUCCUGGGGGAGGGCCGUGGCACCGACUCGCCGGAGGCGGGGCGGACUGGCCCCGAAAAGCUGGAGAUCAAGAAGUCGGGGGGCCUGCUCCCGCAGACGCAGCGCGAGAGUGUGCUGGGCCCCGCUGACGCGCGGCCUAGGUACAGUCUCUACCCGGUUUCCACGUCCCACGGGGCCUACGACACCUCGUUCCUGGCGGGGAACAGUAGCGGGGAUGACGACCGAUCCAGCGAUGUCGACCCCGUCUCCAUCGCCGAGCCGAACGAGGACCGGAAUGCAGCCGCCGGCCGCGACCCGCCCGCGAUGUCGAACUCCCGGCUGACGCCCCAGGACCUAACGGGGCCGUCCCUCUCCCCCGUGGUGGAGAGCUUCUCCCAGAAGAGCAUCUCGCCUGUCGACGGUCCCGAACGGCGUCACAGCCUGUUUCCGGGGCCGGGGGAGUCGGACGCCACCAAAUCCCCCAGCGACUCGAUCCCGUACAGGGACGCCCACAACAACACCCGCCCGUUGUCCGCCUCGAUGGUGGGUUCCGGUGGUGGUUCUUCCCCGGGGGGUGCGAGGUCCGAGAACUCCAAGUCCCACACGGCGUCCAACACCCACGAGGUGCCCUCAGCGGGUCCCCCCGCGACGGCGGCCAGCGAGGGCGCCACGAAUGGUGCCGGCCAGCCUGCGGCGGACGAGCCCGCGGACUCCAUCCAAGGACAAGCCCGAAAGCUCUUUGACAGCCAGGAUGAGGUAGUCGGGAACGACCCGGCGGCCGCCUGGCUCGGCGACCCUGACCGGGCCGCCACGCGCAAGGCCUAUAUGGAUCUCUUCGAUUUCGCCAAUUUGAAUAUCUUGGCAGCGCUGCGCAGUCUGUGCAACCGGCUGGUCCUCAAGGGGGAGACGCAGCAGGUCGAUCGAGUUCUGGAUGCCUUCUCUGUCCGAUGGUGUCAGUGCAACCCCAAUCACGGUUUCAAGGCCGCAGAUGUCGUGCACACCAUCUGUUACUCGCUUCUCCUCUUGAACACGGACUUGCAUCUUGCGGACAUCGAACAGAAGAUGACCAAAAACCAAUUCGUCCGGAACACGAUACCCACCGUCCGUCGGGUGGCCGCCGAUGCAACCCCCGAUCCGUCUGACUCCCCUCUCGAUGGGUCCCAGCCCGGCCGCGCGGAUGAAGCCGAUCCGGCCAAACCCGCCAACGCACCGGCCAAACUCGUCAAUCGACUCUCUCGGACCGACCUCUCGAUCAAGCUGGCCGGCGACCCGGACAGCGACGGCGGUCCCUUGGUCAGCACGCCGUUUUACGGCAGCCUGCGGGCCUGGGAGCAGCAGGUGGAGACGGUUCUCCGCGACUUCUACACCUCCAUCCAGAAACAGAGGCUUCCCCUGUUCGGCGCGCCAUCGGAGGGUCCCCGGGGGUCAUCGAACGCGCUUCUGGGCCCCAGUUCCAAUAGUCUUCGUCGGAGUCCCAGCACCGUGAGCAAGAGUGGCUCCGAUAUCUACCCGCGGGGCCGCUCGGCCGAUUCCCGCUAUGGCACCGCCCGGUGGUCGUCCAAGCCUCGAUCCCGGGGGCGACUGUACCCGCCCUCCACUAUGGGGUCUAGUCGGACCAGUUUGGACGACCAGUCGUCGCUGUGGAGCCCGUCCGGCUCCAGCACCUGGAGCAAAUACUCCCUGGGGAAGCUGACCUCGGCGUCCGUGGAUUCCUUCGGGUCGGAGUAUCCCCGGGGCGACUACCAGCAGUCGAUCGGGUUUGCCAACGCACUCAGCCAGGCGAUCAUCCGCGAGGAUUCUGCCCAGUCGAUCACCAGCAUGGAUGACCCGGAGCGGACCACACCUCUCCUGGAGGAUGAGACCCUGCAGCUGGCCGGCGCGCCGUGGGCCAAGGAAGGCAGCUUGACCCACAAGCACCACUUGGACUCGGUCGACAAACGUGCCAAGGACCGCAAUUGGGGCGACUGCUUUGCGGUCAUCCAGCAGGGCUGGAUGCGCCUCUUCUCCUUCAAAACCCCGCCGAAGUCGGGCCGACAGAAGUCGCGGCAACGCCAGCCGGGUGGUGUUGUCGUGGGCGGAGGCAACUGGACCGAGAACGCCGAAGAGACCUGGAAGUUCCUGCUGCGGCAAACCAUCGCCAGCGCCCUUCCACCCCCUGGGUACUCCAAGUCUCGUCCGCACGUCUGGGCGUUGAGCCUGCCCACCGGCGCCGUGCACCUGUUCCAGGCGGGCACGCCGGAGAUUGUCCGCGAGUUCGUCUCCAGUGCCAAUUACUGGAGCGCGCGGCUCUCCAAGGAGCCCCUGAUCGGCGGGGUCAGCAACAUCGAAUAUGGCUGGAGUGACGCCGUCAUCAACAGCGCGCUGAUCGACGCCAACCGGGCGACGCCACCAUCGUCCUCGGGGGCUCGGCCAAGCAUCCAGAGCUCCAUCCGCAGCUCCAUCGACCAGCAGGGUGGCGUGCGGCCGCGUCUCCCCGCCGACCGGGUGCACAUCAGCGACUGGGCGCCCCCUCAACAGAGCAUGAUGGCGUCCACGCUGACGGAAGACGACCAGCUCAAGGCCCUCCAAGCGUACGUCCGCAAGGUCGAAGAGGAGUUGCAGCGCCACAACGAACUGCGAUCGGCCAUGGUCCUCGCCUUCUCGCCGCGACACCCCAACGGGGUCAAGGCGAUGGCCAACUGGGAGCGGAAAUCCGCCUACUUGCUGCGGGAGAUUGUCAAGUUCCGCACCUACAUCGACUCCCUCCAGGGAGCGAUCGACGCCAAAAAUAAGAUCUACGCUUCUCGCGAGGAGCCCGCGGAGGCUGUUCCAUCAUGAGGGCCUCUGGGAGUAUCUUCCGAGUAAUUGUGAGAGACUUUCCUUUUCUUUCUUUUUGGGUUCAUCAGGCCACCCUUAGUUCCUAUGUACAUUUUCCCUCCCUCUCUUGAACUUUUUUUUUUCCCUUUUUUCUUCUUUUUCUUCUUCAGACCGGGUCUAGAGGAUGUAUACGAAACGGGAUGACUCUUUGCUUUCUUGUAUCUUCUUCUUCGUCUUUCUUUACUUCUUUGUGGCUUCUAUAUUACCUUGGGAUUAUUGUGACGCGGCAUUUACUAUGGGAAAGCGAUGAGCGGUUUUAGUCUUUUAAUCUUUCCCUAUAUAUCCUGUUCUUGUCUUUAUUAUCAUUGCUUUUUUAUCAACUCCUAAGACCCUUGAAAUAUCCGGUCAAAUCUAUCCCUUGUGCAUAUUAUAGAGUUGUUGGGCUGUGACCUUGUGAGGUGUCAGUCACCUGAUUGGUCGUGGCUGUAAACAAAUAAGGCAUCCAGG